UCGCUUAGUUUUUGUGUUUUCUUUUACGGGCUGCGGGAAAUAUUAAAUUCUUUAACAAAAAAUUAAAAAUUAUAACAGAAAAUACCAAAAAUUAACAUGAAUAAUCUUUGUAAAUUAAUACCCUACACUUGGCGUCAAAUAAUACCAAAACAACAAAGUAUAAUCAAACGUUUUUAUGCCUCACCACCCAAACGUUUCUAUAAGAAAACCUCUGUGCUUUUCAAUGAUGGUAAAUAUGAAGUGACCUUAGAUCAUCGUAAAUUGAAAACACCCAAAGGAGCACCGUUUACCUUGAAAAGUGAACCCUUAGCCAUAGCCGUGGCCACUGAAUUUGAAAACCAAAAGGAACAUAUAGAACGCUCUAAAAUGCAUUUGUCCGCCUUGUGCUUUACCGCCAUCGAUAAUCCCAAUAAUCAUUCAAAAAUCGAUAUGGUUAAUUAUUUGUUAAAUUACAUACCAACCGAUACGGUGUUAUAUCAAUAUGAUGAUGAAAAGGAUUUGCAUGAUUUACAGCGUAAUGAAUGGGAUCCUUUGAUAAAGUGGUUUAAUGAACGCUAUGGCACUAAUUUACAAAAGACCAUGGAUAUAACACCUCCCGAGAUAUCAAGUGAAGAUAAAAUGAAAAUUUCCAAAUAUUUACUCUCACACUCCGAUGAUGUUUUGUAUGGUUUUGUUUUUGCUGUUGAUACUUUAAAAUCUAUUAUAUUGUCCUUUGCUGCCAUUGAUCAGCGCAUUUCAGUGGAAAAGGCUGUCACUUUGGCCCGUCUGGAGGAGGAAUAUCAAUUGAAAUUUUGGGGUCGUGUAGAAUGGGCUCAUGAUUUGGCCCAACAAGAGUUGCAGGCACGUUUGGCCGCCUCUGUUUUAUUUGUGCAUCUUAAUCGUUCGGAAUAUUUUGUUAAAGAAAAGACUUUAAUCUAAAAAAAAAAACAUAAUAUUUAAAUUCCUAAACAUAUAAACGCUGACAGCAGUUGAUUUAUUUGUUAUAAAUUGAUAAUUUUAAAGUUAUGUAUAGUUAAUCUACAAAUUAAAAAACUUGUAAAAUCAAAGGUAAGCAAUACUUUUUU
Molecule: messenger RNA, 1064 nt
Organism: Lucilia cuprina (Australian sheep blowfly)
Lineage: Eukaryota; Metazoa; Arthropoda; Insecta; Diptera; Calliphoridae
Product: ATP synthase mitochondrial F1 complex assembly factor 2
Exons: 3
Coding region: 97-918 (273 amino acids)
Biological process (GO): mitochondrial proton-transporting ATP synthase complex assembly
Cellular component (GO): mitochondrion
Source: RefSeq, a predicted model, not a curated record